AUUGGGUUGACACCUGAGGCAACAAGUGGUUUGUUCCCCCCCCCCACUAUUUUCCCGAGUCCCGCAAAACAAGUCCCGGUGAUUGUUGUUUCUACGACUCGCACCUCUUUCUCUAUCGUGUCACACUCUCACCUGAUCACUCAUCCUCGGAGAUCUUGUAUUGCCAUUUCUUCUCAUUCCGCUAUCACAAUGGACAUCGACCCAGCUAGGCGCAACAAGAAGCCCCGUCUCCUCUUGGAGACGGAGCGCGAGAAACUUGACGAAUUUGUGGACUCCAUCCACUACUCCGCAAGAUACAACGACGACAAAUUCGAAUACCGCCAUGUGCAGCUCCCGAAGAACAUGCUCAAAAAAAUCCCCGCAGACUACUUCGACAGCGCCAAGGGAACUCUGAAACUGCUUUGGGAGGAGGAAUGGCGAGCUUUGGGUAUUACACAAAGCUUGGGAUGGGAGCAUUACGAGGUGCAUGAACCUGAACCUCAUAUCUUAUUGUUCAAGCGCCCACUUAACUACCAGCCCCCUCUGCAACAAUAA
This is a messenger RNA of Penicillium robsamsonii, 534 nucleotides long. RefSeq names its product cyclin-dependent protein kinase regulatory subunit CKS1. The annotation marks the transcript as partial. Gene Ontology annotation, biological process: regulation of mitotic cell cycle. The transcript is spliced from 5 exons. Gene Ontology annotation, molecular function: protein kinase binding; cyclin-dependent protein serine/threonine kinase activator activity; histone binding. Gene Ontology annotation, cellular component: cyclin-dependent protein kinase holoenzyme complex; SCF ubiquitin ligase complex. The record is from RefSeq and is a predicted model, not a curated record. Lineage: Eukaryota; Fungi; Ascomycota; Eurotiomycetes; Eurotiales; Aspergillaceae.